Molecule: messenger RNA, 1578 nt
Organism: Diospyros lotus (date-plum)
Lineage: Eukaryota; Viridiplantae; Streptophyta; Magnoliopsida; Ericales; Ebenaceae
Product: protein MAIN-LIKE 1-like
Exons: 4
Coding region: 322-1473 (383 amino acids)
Biological process (GO): meristem maintenance; meristem development
Source: RefSeq, a predicted model, not a curated record
UCAUGUUGCUGUUAGCAUAUGGGCUAGAGAGGUAAGUGAUUAUGAAAAUAAUUUUACAUUUAAAAUAAUUAUUAUAAUGUUAGUAAUUAUUUUAUUAUUUUUAUGUAAUAGGAAAGAGGUGUAUUAAAGUGCAAUAGCCAUGGACAAAGAAUUCCUGAUUGGCUAUUGGCAAAUCAGCAACGUAUUUAUGAUAUUGUUGUAAGAUCUCAGUUGGCACCUUUGAUAGAAUCCACGUAUCGAUUUGUGAAUCCUACAGUUGUGUCAGCCUUUUCAGAAAGAUGGCAACCUGAGACUAACACAUUUCAUCUACCAUUUGGUGAGAUGACACUCACGCUAGAUGACGUUGCUACUAUUCUGAAGAUACCAAUUUCUGGCAGCCCUGUAUCAGUCCCUCAUUUGACAGACUUGAAUAUAUCUGGUACGUAUGCAUGGGGGGCUGCUUGUUUGGCAUAUUUAUAUAGGCAACUGGGUAUCACGAGUAGAAGAGAUGUCAAGGGAAUCUGUGGAUAUUUAACAUUACUUGAGGCUUGGAUAUACGAACAUUUUCCAUUGACUAGAAGUAAACAUAAUUUAUCAUAUACUGACGAGUUGCCUAGGGCUUAUCGUUGGCUUCCUGUUCGUGAGUAUGAUUCUUUGCAAUCUUUGCGAGAGCAACUUGAUGACUUAACUGAAGAUCGGGUAUUCUGUUCACAUAUUAUAUUUUGUAACUUAAUAUUGCUCAUCAUUGAAAUUCUAAAACAUGUGCAGGUCAUAUGGACACCAUAUAGGAGGUAUCGUGCACAACACCCACUGCAUGAGAUUGCGUUCUUCUCCGGAUGUCUUAAGUGUGGAGGCGUGAUUGAGCCAUAUCAUUCGAAGAGGGUUCUGCGACAAUUUGGGCAUAAGCAGAAUAGACCUCCACCUCCAUUAUCUCCUAUUGAAGCCAAGCGGGGUAGAGCUACGGCAACAUAUAAGGUAAUUUAUGAUUUUAUCAAUAAUAGUUGGUCUCGCUGGGAUUUUCACUUAUUGCUAGCACACCGUCGGGGUGGACUUGCCCUAGUGCCAUGGGAGUGCAGUGAAGACUACUUGGCAUGGUAUCAUCGCAUUACACAUCGAGUCAUACAAAAUCCUACAAAUAGAUCCGGGUUUGACAGAGGUGAUCGAGAUAGAGUGACUCUUGCUGAUGUGCGCAUCAUGGCAUCACUGUCCCCUCUUAGGCAAGUCAUAUUAGGUGGAUCCACUCAAGAUGUAGAUGCGUGGAGACGGGCAUGUCUUCAAGUAUAUGAUAUUUUGACUAUUCGUACUGGGUCUUCUUCUACUGGGUCUCAUGCAUAUACAGUAUUUAGAGAAGUGCCUUCUAGUAUGGUACGAACACCGACGGUGGUUACAUCACAUCCGGCAGUAAUUAUAAAUCCACCACCUACGAGUUCAGAUCCACAUCAUCCAGCCCCAAACCCCCCUCAAAAGACAAGAAAAAUGACUGAUAGAGAUUAAUUUUUUUUUUUUUUGUAAUAUGAGACUAUUUGUAUUUAUUAUAGUGAGUAGAGUCUUAUCUAUUUGACUACUUCUGAUGAGGUUCGGAUAUGUCGCUAAGAUAUA